UGUUGAUACGUUUAGCUACCAGUGCCAAUAAUACAUAUUUAAAAACAAUAACGUUAUGCCUAGCUUUGUUAUUUCGAGCACAGGCAUAUAGCCUAGAGAGGCUACGGCUGGGAAACUCCAGGAACUCUGUACUGUUGUGUUGAAGGAACGAGACGAGCUAAAUUCUUUAUAAACUGCUAYGUUGUAUUAGCUACAACUCUUCUCGCGUUCAUGAGCCAACAUAACAGCAGGUAGGUAUGGUGGCUCCCGUAGGACAUAUAAGGGCGAGGGGGCCGCUCGUUCCCCGUGGUAUAGAGAAGGAUGAAUGCCGCUCUGUUCCAGCCUAACUGAGAACGAGGGAGCAACAGAGGAAGAGGAGGAAGAGGUGGAAAGAGGAGAGGAAGAAGUAAAGAAGAAGAUAUUGAGAUCUGUACUCUUGACAGGGAUCACCUCCUCUUCACCUCCGGACAAAAAUUUCUCUCUGUUUGUCUCUCUCUCUCUCUCUCUCCUCUCGUUUUUCCUCCAUCACCGACAUCGUUCACUGCAGCGGCUCUACCUCUCCUAGACUUUGAGCCGUGAAGGGCUCUAACACACAACACACACACACACACACACACACACACAACACACACACACACACACACACACACACACACACACACAACACACGUUUGGUCUGUGUCCUGUUGAUCUGCUGAUGCUGGUUAGCCUGCCUGCCUGCCUGCUCGCUCCUUCCCAAUCGCCAGAUCAUGAAGAGGCCCAAGCAGCAGACUCAUCCCCUCAGCUUCCUCUCUUUCUUCAGCCGGAAGCCUAAAUCCGACCCCAGGCUUGAGAGGCCUGCUGGGGCCCACAACAAGGAGGAGGUCUCCAUCACUCUCACACCCAGCGAACAUGCAGACCAGGACCAGAACAUCACAGCCGAAGAGGGCGGGAUCGAGCAAGGCGACUURGAGGUGGCAUCGUCAGGGGUGACGGGUGACGACCCUGGCGCUGCGGUGGAGGCGGAAUGCUGCGGGGGCGGAGCCAACAGCUCUUCCACAGGUGUCCUAUCCCUCUCCUCUUCCAGCCAGGACCAGCUAUUGGACGAUCACCACUUGGAGGAGUGUCCUUUAUGCCUCCUGAGCCAACCACGAUGCCGGUUCCCUCGCCUUUCUUCCUGUUCCCACCGGGCCUGCUAUGACUGCCUGAGACAGUACCUGAAGAUCGAAAUCUCAGAGAGCAGGGUGGGCAUCGCCUGUCCGCAGUGCCCCGAGGCGUUUGCGCCUCAAGAUGUGCGCGCCAUCCUGGAUGACCUGACGCUGCUGGAGAGAUUCGAAGAGUACCAGCUGAGACGGUUUCUGGCAGCCGACCCGGACACACGCUGGUGUCCUGCACCCGACUGCAGGUGGCUGCACACAGAGUUCUGCUACCACUGUCGGCAGCUGUGGCACCCCGACCAGACGUGUGACCCUCGACGCCAGCGAGCACGCCACACUUCCGGGGAAAGAUGCCUCCACACUAUACGUCUUCAACGAGAGAAGCCUGGAGGAGAGUCAGAGGAGAUCAAGGCGUGUCCUCGUUGUGGGGCCUACAUCAUGAAGACCAACGACGGCAGCUGUAACCGGAUGAACUGUACCGUGUGCGCCUGCCAGUUCUGCUGGCUGUGUAUGCAAGAGAUCACCGACGUGCACUACCUCAGUCCCUCAGGUUGUACGUUCUGGGGGAAGAAGCCGUGGUCUCAGACCCGGAAGGUGCUGUGGCAGGUGGGCAUGCUGCUCGGCGCCCCAGUAAUCAUCUCUCUCAUCGCUGGCAUCGCCAUCCCCGUCAUCAUAGUGGGCAUUCCCAUUUACAUGGGCCGCAAGGUCCACGGUCGCUGUAAGAAGAACAAUAUCUCAGGUAGUAAACAUUACCUAACGGUGGCCAGUGGCGUCAUGAUGUCCGUGUUCGUGUCGCCUGUCAUAGCUGCUGUCACUGUGGGGGUGGGCGUCCCGUUGAUGUUGACGUACGUCUACGGGGUCGUCCCCAUGUCGCUCUGUCGGAACGGAUGGUGCCGGCCGCAGAACGAGCCCCCAGAAACACACAAGAUACAACUGGAAGACCUAGCCAGCUAUCUUCUAUUCUCUCAUGUAGUCAGCGACCACUGGCCGGGGCCGGGCCCAAGAGGCCAGACCAACCCCGCCCUCAGCGACACCAGCGUCCAGGAAGUCCUACAAGAUGUUAGGGUCAGCGUACAGGAAGUUGGCGUGCUCCCCAGCACCAGCAGUGCUGCCACGCCCCCGGAACCAGAUGCAUGCACAGGAUUGGACAAGCAUCAGAUGCGUCAUGUUUAUACGCAGCAGGACAGCCAAUCAGACUGCGAAGGGGCUGGGGGUGCUGGGAUGCAGGAUAAUACACAGACAUUCUCCUUGCGGGAGGGAACGAACAUUGAGGUGCGUGUAGAGAUCGAGGCCCAUCCACGAGGCGCACGUCAGUCCAGCCUCAGUAGCAUCCUGUCCAGUCGCAGCCUAUCAGCUGAGUCCCUGGGUCGAGCGCACUCAGUAGGCCGCGCCCACUCGCAAGAUCACCUGGGCCACGCCCACUCCCAGGAACAUCUGUGUGCCUCUGAACAUGAAGAAGAGAGCGGAGAAAAGGAAAGAGGAGGAAGAGAGGGAGAAAGCAGGGACCACCUGCAUGUUUUUGAGACGGACAAUGUCUGAGCUCCGCCUACUAUUUAGGCCACACCCUGUUUCCACUACAGGCUCCUCCCACCAGCUGUCUUCCUGCUCCACCGUCUAAGAGUCUGGGACAUGGAGAGAGAGAAAAGGAGAGCGAGAGAGAGGAGGGAGAGAUGGAAAAGGUGUGUUUGUGAAAAAUAGACAAAAUAAAGAGGGCCGCUUGCCAACACAGAUGCAUCAAAACAAACCAGAAAUGACUGAAAGCAUGUUGAUUGACUAGUUUUGUGGGUGUUAGCCUCACUUUACUGUGUCCUUUCAGAAGAGACUGCCCCCCC
This is a messenger RNA of Salvelinus sp. IW2-2015, 2947 nucleotides long. Lineage: Eukaryota; Metazoa; Chordata; Actinopteri; Salmoniformes; Salmonidae. The record is from RefSeq and is a predicted model, not a curated record.